UGACGUUGGCAUGAUAGGUUGUAAAGGAGCACCUACACCUAUGACUUCAACUACCACUUUGACAGCUUCGGUGAAUGAUCCUCCAACUGAUGGUAAUAUUUAUCCACGGGUAAUUGGAAAGUUGCACUACUUAUCCUUUACACGUCCUGAUAUUGCCUUCAUAGUUAGCAAGCUUUCUCAAUUUAUGCACAAUCCACGUCAUUGUCACUGGAAAUCAGUCAAGCGAUUACUUCAUUAUCUUCAUCACACCUGCCAAUAUGGUAUACGGAUAGCAAAAGCUCCAGAUUCUCGUCUGGUUGUUUAUUCUGAUUCGUAUUGGGCUGGUGAUCCAGAAGAUCGCACCUCUACAUCUGGAUAUGUUAUUUUCAUGGGCAAUACACCAAUUUCCUGGUCCUCAAAGAAACAACGCUCAAUCUCUCGAUCCGCUACAGAAGCUGAGUACAGAGGUGUGGCUGCUGCUUUUGCAGAAACCAACUGGCUCACAAAUCUUCUUCGUGAACUUCGUCCACUUAAGGGGGUUUCGCAGGUCAGAACAAAGAUAUUGAAGUACAUCAUGUUCACUCAGCUGAUCAAGUGGCUGACAUACUCACAAAACCAAUUCCCAAAGCCACUUUUGUACAACAAUUUUCCAAGUUGGGUGUUGUUGACACCACCAACUUACGGGGGCGUAAUAAAGGAUAAAAUAAAUUGCUAUUUUUUAAAUUUCAAAUUUAGUAGUUCCUUCUCUUUAGGACUCUUGUAUAUAGAUAAGUAUUAUCCUUUUCUUAGUUUAUCUCUUUGUUGUAUUGUAUUUAUAUAUACUCAGUCUACAAUCAAUGAUAAGUAUCGUUCCUUUCAUUCCAUUAACAGUCUUAUACUUCAUAAGUUGAACCUACAACCAAGAGGCCAAUAAAACUUUUACAACCCCAUCUACUCCACUAGACCAACUGACACACUUUGUUUAUGGGUUCCAACUUAUAAUUCUUAUAUAUUUACUAGAUUUCUCUAUAUAAAUAUUAAAUCCGCAUGAAAGUUACUAGGUUCCCGAGAACCCCCACCCAAAGUCAUCAUGACUGAGCAAUUUGAACCAGGUUGAGCUAUAUUGCUCUUGCAUAAACGUGGGUUAAAUGAGAGAUAAUAAGGUAAACAAAGCACUAACAAUGGAGUUAAAAUAUGAUGAAAAUGCAGUAUGCAGUACUCAGGAAACAACUAAAACUUUUUUCAAAAAAUAUUUCACUUAAAAAACUUCGAAGGCAAAGUGCUAUUCCAAUGAAUUAAGGUAACGUUAAUAUUAAUAAUACUAGCACUUACAAUAAUACGCA
Capsicum annuum is the source of this 1301-nucleotide messenger RNA. Its product is annotated as retrovirus-related Pol polyprotein from transposon RE2. Lineage: Eukaryota; Viridiplantae; Streptophyta; Magnoliopsida; Solanales; Solanaceae. The record is from RefSeq and is a predicted model, not a curated record. The transcript has 2 exons. Bases 11 to 892 code for a protein of 293 amino acids.